Messenger RNA from Thamnophis elegans (Western terrestrial garter snake), 5279 nucleotides. RefSeq names its product syntaxin binding protein 5 (gene STXBP5). NCBI's taxonomy places the organism in Eukaryota, Metazoa, Chordata, Lepidosauria, Squamata, Natricidae. Gene Ontology annotation, biological process: regulation of exocytosis; regulation of protein secretion. The record is from RefSeq and is a predicted model, not a curated record. Gene Ontology annotation, cellular component: plasma membrane; SNARE complex; cytoplasm. Gene Ontology annotation, molecular function: syntaxin binding; GTPase activator activity; myosin II binding.
GGUCGCUCCUGCUUUGCCACUACCAGCAGUUUAAGGAGACAACAGCGAUAAGCUACCGUAGGGGUUUGGUGGGGAGGAGGAAGACGGCGUUGCCACCGCCACCGCUUCACGGUGGGAUCGCCUUUUUGUGUUGCGAGGCGGCAGCGGCAGCAAUAGCUGCCGGUAUAGCCUUUGCGGGAGGAUGAUUGUGGGGGCGUGUGACAGCCGGCGGCAGCAAAGUCCCCGCGAAGCGCCGCUGGCGACACUCCCGGGGCAGGAGUCGCGCUGAGGGGCAGCGUUGCCGGCGAGGCAGGGCGGCCGGCCGGCCGGCGGGCGAGGCAGCCAGCCAACGCAACCACCGGGCAACAGGGAAUUGCAGCUGCGCCGGGAAGAGAGAGAGAAACUGGUGGGCACCCGGCGAGAUGAUGGACAGCCGCUUCUACUCCCUUUAAGUGAAAAGGGGUGGGAAGUUGAGGCGGCCGCCGUUGUCACUUCUGGACUCGCAGCCGCACGAGGAGGAGGAGGAGGAAGGGGGGAAGAGGCAGGCUCGGGCUCCCCUCACCGCGCAGCAGUAGUGGCAAAGAGCCGGAGGGGCGGGCGAGGAGAGUCGGUGCAAAAAGAGGGCCUGGGCUUAGGGGUUUGGACGAGAAAGGAAGCGCAGGCAAAGGGCAGCCUGCGGAAGACGAAGCGGCCUUCCCGGAGCCUAGAGGGCGGGGGUCAGGGACAGAGCCAUCUGAGCUGCUCCCUUGAGUGUGGCGUACAAGCGCGCUGGCGUGGCGAGCCGCCCCAAAGAAGCCGCCGUGCUACAUUAAUCUCGCCGCUAGAUUUAUUUACUUCGUGAGUUCCCCUUCUUCCUUUUCUUCUUCCUGUUCAGCGCUUUCCUCUUCCUUGGUCAGGUCCACUCCCUCAACUGAUAAGGGUGACUGCUCUGCCCCCUGAGUCCGCGUCUGCCUUGAGCAACCUCUCCCCCCCCCCCGCCUCGCGCGCCUUGCUUUCCCACCCCGUGCCCAGACCGAGGAGGGGGGGUGAUAAUGGUUGGAUGAAGAAGGCAAAGCAGGAGGGGGGAAAAGCCGAGACUUCGAGGCGUCCUUCCCUUUGCAGCGGGACCCUUCGCCUUGCCCGCCUGCUCCUUCCCUUUCUCCGCUCGUCUGGAUGAGGUGUGCGGCCGGGCGGGAGUAGGAGCCACGGCAAGAGGGGGGUGGAGAGGGGGAGGAGGAGGAGGAGGGGGAGGAAGAAGAAAAGGGUGCGCCGCCGGAGAGACCAUGAGGAAAUUUAACAUCAGAAAGGUGUUGGACGGCCUGGCGGGCUCGUCGUCCUCCUCUUCAGCUUCCUCCUCCUCGCAGCAGCAGCAGGCUGCAACCCGGGAGAACGACAUCCAGGAGACCCUCCACUCCGAGCACUUCCAGCUCUGCAAGACUGUUCGCCAUGGUUUCCCCUAUCAGCCUUCAGCUUUGUCUUUUGAUCCUGUUCAGAAGAUACUUGCCAUUGGAACACAAACUGGCGCUUUAAGGCUAUUUGGUCGACCUGGAGUUGAAUGCUACUGCCAACAUGAUAGUGGUGCUGCAGUAAUCCAGCUUCAGUUUUUGAUCAAUGAGGGUGCCCUUGUGAGUGCCUUGGCUGAUGAUACCUUACAUUUAUGGAACUUGCGUCAGAAAAGACCAGCUAUAUUGCAUUCCCUGAAAUUUAACAGAGAAAGGAUAACAUUUUGCCAUAUCCCUUUCCAGAGUAAAUGGUUGUAUGUGGGUACCGAAAGAGGAAAUAUACACAUUGUCAAUGUGGAGUCUUUCACUCUCUCAGGCUACGUCAUCAUGUGGAAUAAAGCCAUUGAACUGUCAUCCAAGUCUCAUCCAGGACCUGUUGUACAUAUUAGUGACAAUCCAAUGGAUGAAGGCAAGCUGUUGAUUGGUUUUGAAUCAGGAACAGUGGCAUUAUGGGAUCUCAAAUGCAAGAAGGCGGAAUACAGAUACACACAUGAUGAGGCAAUUCAUUCUGUAGCUUGGCAUCACGAAGGAAAGCAAUUUAUUUGUAGCCAUUCAGAUGGCAUGACUAUAUGGAAUAUAAGGAACCCUACUAAGCCAUUGCAGACAAUCACUCCCCAUGGGAAGCAGGUCAAAGAUGGAAAGAAGCCAGAACCCUGUAAACCUAUUCUUAAAGUGGAAUACAAAACAACUAGAAUUGGAGAGCCUUUUAUCAUCUUGUCAGGUGGCUUAUCAUAUGACACUGUCGGACGAAGACCCUGUUUAACUGUUAUGCACGGAAAGAGCACUGCUGUUCUAGAAAUGGAUUACUCUAUAGUAGAUUUUCUAACUCUGUGUGAAACUCCAUACCCUAAUGAUUUCCAAGAGCCAUACGCUGUGGUUGUUCUCCGAAAAGAUUUAGUAGUUAUUGACCUUGCACAAAAUGGGUAUCCUAUAUUUGAGAAUCCAUAUCCCUUGAAUAUACAUGAAUCUCCAGUUACUUGUUGUGAAUAUUUUGCUGAUUGCUCUGUAGACCUUAUUCCAGCACUUUAUUCAGUGGGUGCACGGCAAAAGCGUCAAGGCUAUAGUAAAAAGGUAAAAAAAAGAAGGCCUAUCAAUGGUGGAAAUUGGGGUUUGGUCACACAGAGUUAUUCAGAGAUUAUCAUUACUGGGCAUGCAGAUGGAUCAGUCAAGUUUUGGGAUGCUUCUGCAAUAACUUUGCAAGUACUAUACAAAUUAAAAACAGCUAUAUUUGAAAAAACUCGAAAUAAAGAAGAUAGACCAAGCACUGACAUAGUAGAUGAAGAUCCAUAUGCCAUUCAGAUCAUCUCAUGGUGUCCAGAAAGCAGGAUGCUGUGCAUAGCAGGAGUUUCUGCACAUGUCAUUGUUUACAGAUUCAGCAAACAAGAAAUAACAACAGAAGUUAUUCCGAUGCUUGAAAUACGGCUAUUGUAUGAAAUAAAUUAUAUAGAAUCUCCUGAUCCUGAGCAAAUGCCACCAUUGCCUACUCCAGGCACAGGUUCCAAUCCUCAUCCAUUCCCCCAGUCUCAUCCCUCCACUAGCAGUAGCUCUUCUGAUGGACUUCGUGAUAAUGUCCCAUGUUUAAAAGUUAAAAAUUCUCCCCUUAAACAGUCUCCAGGAUACCAGACAGAGCUAGUUAUCCAGUUAGUAUGGGUGAGUGGUGAACCUCCUCAGCAAAUAACAAGUCUUGCAAUCAACUCUGCCUAUGGAUUAGUAGUUUUUGGUAAUUGUAAUGGUAUUGCAAUGGUUGAUUACAUUCAAAAGACCACUUUAAACCUUGGCACUAUUGAAUUGUAUGGCUCUAAUGCCUAUCGGAGGGAACCUCGAUCUCCACGUAAAAGUAGACAACCAUCUGGAGCAGGACUUUGUGAUAUCAAUGAAAGUACUACAGUACAAGAGGAUCGUUGCAAGUCACCCACUUCAGGUUCUGGUUCCCCCAACAAUUCUGGUGAUGAACAAAAAAUGAAUAAUUUUAUAGAAAAGGUGAAAACCAAAAGCAGAAAGUUUUCCAAGAUGAUAGCCAGUGAUAUAGCAAAGAUGUCUAGAAAAUUAAGCUUACCAACUGAACUGAAACCUGAGUUAGAUGUUAGAGACAAUUCCUUCAGCCGAUCCAGAAGUUCUAGUGUAACAAGCAUUGAUAAGGAAUCCCGAGAAGCAAUUUCAGCUCUCCACUUUUGUGAGACCUUCACUCGAAAAGCCGAUACAUCACCUUCACCUUGCUUGUGGGUUGGGACUACUUUAGGCACCGUUUUAGUCAUUGCACUGAAUUUACCGCCAGGAGGAGAACAAAGGCUGCUUCAACCAGUAAUUGUUUCCCCCAGUGGAACUAUUCUGAGACUUAAAGGAGCAGUCUUAAGAAUGGCUUUUCUGGACACAACAGGAUCAAUAGUUCCACCUGCAUAUGAACCCUGGAGAGAACACAAUGUUCCUGAAGACAAGGAUGAAAAGGAUAAAUUGAAAAAACGUCGGCCUGUCUCAGUAUCUCCAUCCUCUUCUCAGGAAAUGAUUGAAAACCAAUAUGCAGUGAUAUGCUCCGAAAAGCAAGCAAAAGUUAUAUCACUGCCCUCACAGAACUGUACUUAUAAGCAAAAUAUAACAGAGACUUCAUUUGUCCUUCGCGGAGAUAUAGUGGCACUCAGUAACAGUAUCUGUCUUGCUUGUUUCUGUGCCAAUGGACAUAUAAUGACUUUUAGUUUGCCAAGUUUAAGGCCGCUAUUGGACGUAUAUUACUUACCACUUACCAACAUGAGGAUAGCCAGAACAUUUUGCUUCACCAACAAUGGGCAGGCAUUAUAUCUUGUCUCACCUACAGAAAUCCAGAGAAUUACUUAUAGCCAAGAAACAUGUGAAAACCUGCAGGAAAUGUUGGGUGAGCUCUUCACACCUGUAGAAACACCAGAAGCACCAAACAGAGGGUUCUUCAAAGGUCUCUUUGGAGGUGGUGCGCAAUCACUUGACAGGGAAGAACUCUUUGGUGAAUCCACAGCUGGAAAGGCAUCAAGAAGCCUUGCCCAGCAUAUACCAGGUUCUGGUGGUAUUGAAGGAGUCAAAGGAGCAGCAUCAGGAAUAGUUUGUGAGUUGGCACGAGCCAGAAUAGCAUUGGAUGAAAGAGGGCAAAAAUUGGGAGAGCUGGAAGAACGAACAACAGCCAUGUUAACUAGUGCUGAUUCUUUCUCAAAGCAUGCACAUGAGAUGAUGUUGAAAUGCAAGGAUAAAAAAUGGUACCAGUUCUGACAGCACAUUCUCAAAUACAUCUCUAUAACUUUACCUUGAAGAAAAAUCUUUUCAUUAACUUCUGCAGGACCAGCAAAGCUGGAAGUGUGUCAGCCAAUGGGUACAGAUGUUUCCUAGCACAAAUUAUGCACUGGUUUACCUCAGUCGUACAGCUUUAACUGAGGAUCAUUGUAUUUAAAACUGACACCCACAUCAUGAGGGUGUGUUUGCGCAUCUGCGCAUGUAUGUGUGUUAUCUGUGGGCUGACUAGAAGCUUGAGAACAGAAUUGAUGGCAAAGAGAACACAUGGACAAAAAUAGAAAAUUUGGAAUCAAAAGAGCAGGGGCAAUGCAGGAUCUAUCCUGUGUUAAUAUUUCAUAUGCCAAAAGUUUUGUGCUAUUGUUGUUGCUGCCAGUGUUUCAUCCUCCUCCAGGAGGUGCAAUAAAUCAGGGGUCCAAGAGCUAGAAUAAAGUUCAUUUUAUGGGACUAUUAACUGAUCUACACCUUUCCUCCUUAAAAGCACAUUCAUAAAGCUGUCUGAAAAUGACUUAUUCUGCUACCAUUUCUCUGCUCUGAUAAACUGGAAAUACAGAAGUUCCAUCUUGAAUC